Molecule: messenger RNA, 1750 nt
Organism: Dermacentor albipictus
Lineage: Eukaryota; Metazoa; Arthropoda; Arachnida; Ixodida; Ixodidae
Product: decapping and exoribonuclease protein-like
Biological process (GO): nuclear-transcribed mRNA catabolic process; NAD-cap decapping
Cellular component (GO): cytosol; nucleus
Molecular function (GO): mRNA 5'-diphosphatase activity
Source: RefSeq, a predicted model, not a curated record
CCUUUCAGAUAUACAGCGCAUUCGCUUGCCGCAGGGGCAGGCGCCGCGACAUCGUUAAUGCGCACGCACAUCACGGUGAAACAUAGGGGACGCUGGUAAUGCUUCGAAGCGCUAAUGCGCGAAGCAUAGCUGAAUCGUCUGCAUAGAGGCUGGGACACUUCUGUCAAAGAUGAUAGGUGGCGAUUUCGGAGGUUCGGCAGGUUCGGCGGCGGCCGACGCAGUUCACCGCGGCAUAGGUCUCCUUCCCGCUGGGCAACGCGUCGCAGUCAUAACCGUACGCGAGGCACUCACGGGGUGGACCGAAGACUUUGCCGGAUACGGUGUGCCCUGUGAGAUCGGCCAUUACUCUGUGCAAGGGGAACAGCGCAAGUAUGUCGACGGGGCCAUUCAAAAGAGGUACCUGCGUACGGCAAUCCCUUUGAAUCCCGACUGGGAUCUGAACACCGGAUACGAAAAUGCACUACGCAGAAUGGGAGAAAGCUCGUUGCCGACGCAUAACCUACUUCGCUGGGUUAUGCUCAACAAGGACAAAGUGGUGACACCUUCGUCGCAGGAUGCUAAGAGCCCACGCACGUAUUUUAUCUGCGGCCGGUACACUUUGGCCACACUUCUGUGCACACCGUUCGAGGAAGGUGAAGCCUGGAAGAUAGCGGCGUGUCGGCAUAAAGACAUCGUGUACAUCCGUGGCAUUCCUAUGAAUGAAGGAGUUGAGCCGUCCCCCAGUGACAGUCGCGACCGGUAUCGGGAUCGCCUGCGCUACUGGAGCCAGAUGUUCCAGCUCAUCAUGACCACGAACGAAGCCGGAGCUGCUGCCCCCAAGGAAAAUGAAGUCGUCAGGGAAGGCGAUGCAUACAACGUCGUCCUCCGCUGUCAGCUGGGAUUGCACUCUAUCGUGCUAGGAGCUCAAAUGAAAGCGGUGAACCCUAGUGUUCCAUGCGAGCCGGGUUCCACGGCUGGCUACGUGGAGCUCAAGACAUGUCGCGACAAUUUCAAGAGGUCCCAGCGGUACACGUUCUACAGGCACGCGUUGUUACGCUGGUGGGCCCAGUGCCGCUUGGCUGGCGUCCCGAAGGUGCUUUGUGGUUUUCGCAAAGAAAGUGGAAUCCUCUGUUCCAUCCAGGAGUUCGACGUCAUGAAAAUGCCGGAGAGGGCUACAGAAAAGUGGUCGGAAGACAUAUGCAUGAAAUUCUGCGACCAGCUGCUCUCCUUCAUCAAACGGCAUGUUGAAGAGAAAGGUGGAAGGAAUGCCUACCUUUUCGAGUACGUUCCUACAUCAGGCGAAGUUGUCUGCAAGCGCCUGACAGAUCCUGGGAACCUUUACGGGCUGCCAGAUUGGUUCCUGGAGGCGUUCGAAGGAUAUUGAAGUGUCCACAUCAGCUGCUCGUCUAAUCGCACCUCAUGCGAUGAUUUUACUACAGCUGUUCUAAAGUCUUUUUUACAAGUCAAAGGGUUUGAUAUUUUCUAGGCGCCCCGCAAAACGCUCUACUCUGUGAAGAUGUACGACGGUAGCACAUUGCCCUUUGAAAAAUCCAAAGUAUAUUGUUUAUAUCAUGGCAUUCUUGCAAAAUUGUAGCUGUGUUUAAUAAUGUCUUAUAGAGCUAAUUAUUGCAAAUUUUACCGUUUAAUGACAGUGCUCUAUAAAGAUUGAAAUAUUUCAAGUAAUUACACUAAAAGGUAAAUGAAUGCCUACAGAACUCGUAAUAUUCAUUGACGAGGCAGGCAUAAAAAUAAAAAACAUUUGUUACACCUG